AGUUCUAAACGGUUUAUUUAACAGGUUUUUAGAAGUUAACGACACUGGAAACAGCAGCAGGAGAUUGUGCAGGUAACUCUCUGGUUACAGGAAGGUUUCAGAAUCAAACUUAGUUUCAAGAAGAAGUGGAGCUGGUAUUAUCUUUAUCUAGAGGCUGUGGAGGAUGUCCUGACGGGACGGAGGAAUCCAGAGGAGACUGGGAGAAGGAGCUGUGGAAAGCGGGCAGGCAGGUACACUGUAGGUGAGGAUUCCUAGGAUAGCUGAUAGCUACUGUGACAACAAUUUAUGAUAACAAAUUGAAGUAACAGGUUUGGACUGAGGAAUGUCCGCAACAGAGGAAGGUCAUUAGAAAAAUUACUGGAGGCAGAUAAGAGCAAAAGGUUAAGCAGAGCAUGACACAAAAGCUUGUUCUAAGCAUGAGGGCGAUUAGCACUGUUGUAGUGACAACAAUCUGACAGAGAUGGAAGACCCACCCCAACCUUUAAACAGUGCUCACUGCUGAGAAAAUGAAGGCAUGUGUGAUUAGCAAAGCCUGGGAAACAGAGACUCCUCCAGCUGCCGGCCCACACCUGCACCUGACAGGAGAGAGAACCUCCAGACAGUAAUCAGUGCUCCAAGUUCUUCACAGUUUGUGGACUUCUGCUUGUCUACAUGCUUCCAAGAACUGAUCAUUCACCACGGUUUGGUUUCCUGACCAUGGAUCCAACAUGCUGAUCUAAUGAUCUCUGAGCCACUUUUCACUUAUGCUCCAUGUUUGAGGCAGGCUAGACCUGUAAACGUGCCUCACAAAUCUCAGGAUUUUCCACAGACAAAGGAUUUUUCCAGAUAUCCAAAACAGAAGUUGGCUUCAUCAGAGAAAGUAACUGUGCACCAACCCUCUGCUACCCCUUGAACUUCCUGCAGAUUCCUUGAACUGUGAGGCUUCUCUGCUGUCCCUUGAUGCCUCACUGUGCCUGCAGACGCACUCAUGCCUGCUCACUUCUGGAACGAUGACUCAGCCUCACUCUGGAGGAGGCGGCGCUCCGUCGUGCUGAAGCCUUCGCAGCAGCUGGACGGCUCUCGUGAAGCUUGUGAUGAUUCAGUUUCUCUCAAGUGGAAAAUUCACAGAAGGAAUUUCUUUGCAUGCGAGGCCAUUUUAGGGCUGCAUGAGUUCCUUUUGAAGUAACGUUGCUAAAACUGGAAGUUGCUGUGACAUCAGCUAACUCGCACACUCUUUAUGUCUUUAAUGUAACUUUCAUACUGACAAAGCUCCUGCUUGUCACAGUCAGAGGACAGAAAUAUAUAAACAUAACAACUGAGGCAGCAAAGUUUGCAAAACAGUGUUGGCUUGACUGUAGUCACAGUUUGUGGGAUAGCUUACGACUGGGAGGCACGCCUGUUCCUUAUGCAAGUUUUGGACAUAUCACAUGGAUCAAACAAGUUCAGGUUCUGAAAUCCUUGCAUGAUCACAGAGGGUCACAGGGUCAGUUUUUACACUUCAGGCUGAAACAUCCUGAACACCACAGAAGGGAAAAUAGUUAAAAAUCACCAAAUUUCAGCCCAAAUCUAUGAACUCUGAAAAUAUUUAUAAUAUGAAGGCAAAUAUUAGGACUGUACCGUCAGUAUUUUUACAUGGCUUCAUAAAAAUACUGAAGGUAACGUAAAAAGGAAAAUAUCGGCGGAUCCUGAGGUGGUCGGAUGGGAACCUUUCUCAAGUUUGGGUGAUUUGAUGGAGAAUGAGCCAAUAUCGAACAGUUGCCAACAUUCUGGAUUAAAUCAUCGCUCGGACUGCAUGAGCAGAUGUACCAGAGUUUAUGCGUCUUUACCUGUUCUGCAGUUUUUCUAAUGCGAAAUGUUGGAUUCACAGCAUUUUCAGCACCUCGUGCCCCUCAAUGACGUCUCUGACCGCGUCUUUGCUCCCAGUGUUGCUCUCACAGUAACACAUCGAGCUGUUGCGCUGGUACAAACUGUGUUACAGUGUGCAGCGUGCAUGCACGGCUGUAUAUCGGCGUCUUUGCGGUCCUCCUGAGCUCUGAGUGGUGCUGUCUCGCAUCUGCCGCCCUGCAACGACUGCACUUCCAUUGCAUUUCUCCAGCAGCGGAAUAACCAGGCCCCUCGCAGCCGCUACACGGUGCCCCUGAGCCGGGCUGAUUCCCACCGCAGACCCGGGAGGUGAGACGGUGGUGGCACAGCGGAGGACGACGGACUCCAUAACCGCUGCGAAGGCCGGAUCUACGGCGGAGGAAAGCCCAGGAUGUGAUGAAAUCCUAAACAAAGUGCGACACACACACAGACACACACAAGCCCCUGCACAUCAUAAACGGGCCCGUCUUGCACUGCAACUUUGCGUUUUGGGCUCUCGGUGGGCGCAGAGGGCGGAUAAUCAUAGAGGUGAGGUCGGGGAAAUUAUUGUCUGGGGAAGGGUGACGCGCACUUCUCAGCAGCCCCUGCGCUGUCAGACGAGGAAGUGAAGCUUCACACACGCCCAUUUGAGCCUGUCGACCCUGCUGAAAAAGCCCAGAGCCGCUCAUCAGAUAACACAGCAACGGACUUUCCAAACAUGCGCCCACUUUCGGAUGGACGGCAGCGGGAAUAACCUGCAGGACGUCGAGCAUUUCAGCAGCGUGCUUCAGUGUUGAAGGAUGGACAGGGAGCUGGUUCGGCAGAGCCAAUCAGAUCACGGCGAGGCCACCAAUGGAACGAGCCCUCCGACCGCCGCUGAGUCCUCUGCCACCCCUCCGACCCCCACGCCUCCUCGGCUUACCCCCAACCCAUGCUCCUGGACUCCCCCGCACCCUCGCUGACACCCACCACCUCCUCCCCUCCCCCGCCUCUCACUCCCGCUCCCUCCAUCACCACAAACCAUGGACCAAAGGCGGCAGCAGCAACGGCAGGCGCUCCGUCUCCUCACGUCCUCGUCCCGACUCCCCCUAAACUUACCUCCACCCCUGCCCCCACCCUCCGCACAUACUCCCGACACAACCAUUCUUCCAAAAUGUCUUCCUCCGUGCAAACCCCCCCUUCCCCCUCCCUUCUCCCUCCCCCUUCGUCCUCCUCCUCUCCUGUCGUAGCGACCGCUCCUUCACCACUCCUCUCAUCCUCUCCAACUUCUUCUGCAACGCACAACAACACCACCAUGUCUGCCAAGAUCUCCACCAGCCUGACCAACGGGAGCGCUAGGGUCCUCUCUGCAACCUCAACGCCAAUCACACCGUUUCACACGCCAGCCAGUCCACCUGGCAGACAGGUAUCACAGACUCCUGUGGGCACACCUGGUCUUGUGCGAACCAAUCAGAACCCCUCCCCUGUCAGGCAUCCCAAGGUGUCCCAGCAGACAUUGCUCCUAGGAAAAGGUCUCAAAGGGACAGGCCAAGACCAAGUGUUGCUUAGAGCUCAGAUGCUAAUUCUUACAUCUGCUAUGCGGCCGCCCCAGCCGUGCUCCUCCUCUUCCUCCUCCUCUGUUUCCACUUCUCCUCCUUCCUCUAACCCCGCCUCGGCUCAGCUCCAGAGUCUCACCUUGAGGCCUCCUCCCCCCGGGACUCUCGCCAUCCCUCCUUCCCUACGCCUCAAGCCCAACGCCACGGCCCCGCCUCCCCUCUCUCGACCUCAAGUCCCCCUCUUCCCGAUUCUCAAGCCGCGACCUCAGUCCAGCAUCACAGCAACGGAGUGUCCAACCACGCCCAGCCGACACCUCGCCGUGCCGCCUCCAAGUAGGUCCCUGAAGGGUGUGAUGAGGCCGGAUGAGUACGCUCCUCCAUCUCUCUAUUCUCCGGUUCGAGCCGUCCCUCUGAGACCCAGACUUCACUCUCCUAACGGUCACAGAGCGGCGUCACCUCGACAGACCUCGGCCCUCCAACCAAUCGCUGCUGCUCCCUCCAGCCAGGCGUCUUCCAUCAGCCGGCCGCUGGCGGGACUGAAGAGCUGUCCGUUAACUCACAGCCCGGUAUCUGUCUCCAGCGCUCUGUCAGCUGUGCCGCAUUUUGAGCGCUCGUUGUCUGCAGCGAAGCAGCUUCAGAUCAUCGCCCUCUCUUCGGGUCGCCAGCCACAGCCGGGAACGUACACGCAUGCUUCGGUGCAGCCGCCGCCUCCAGCGGCAGAGUCGCCUGAGGUUUCCGCCCAAUCAAAGAGGACUUUGAGCACUGAAGACGUCCUUCCUCCUCCUCCUCCUCCUCCUUUAAACCCCUCGUUGCCAAAAACCACCUCUCCUCUGCCCUCACCUCCAUCCCUUCUGAGUCCAGCCUCUCCACAGAGUCAAGCUGAGCCCCAGCCGCAAAAUCUGACCCAGAAGGUGGAGGUAAAGGAGGCUGAAGAGCAGAGAAAGAGAGCUGCAGCUGUGAGACAGGAAGUCAAAGAUGAGGAAAGCAUUGCUAAAGACCUGAGAGUGGAGAAAGAUGACCAAAGAGAGAAGGUGAAGGAGGAGGAGCCCAGUGAGGAGCAAAUCAGCCAGGAGGUGCAGGAAGUUAGCCGAGAGGAAGAUCAAAUGGAAGUGACAGAAGAAGGCCAAAGUGAGAGAGAGAGGAGAGAGGAAGGCAAGGACAAGAAGAUGGAGGAGGAAGAGGAAGGAGAGACUCCAAUGGACCAGUCUGAGAACCAGACGGCACAGCUUCCCCAUCAGUACCACAACACGGACCCUAUCCCGGAGCCUGAUCCUGUUAAAGACUCCACUGUGGACUCAAAACCCAUCACGGGUCUCAUUUCAACUCCACUUCCAGUCCAAACUCCAGCACCAGUCCCGGUACCAGAGCCAGCUCCAGCCCCCGAAGCCUCUGCCCAGAGUCAGAGGCUGCCAGAGCCUCAGAAAGACCUUCAGCCCGUCAGCCAGGAGGACUUCUGUGAGAACAUGUCGACCCAGUCCGACAAUCAGUCAGCGCUGUCCAGCCUCUCCUCUCAGUCUCCCCCCUCCUCACCCAUCACCACUCCUUCGGCAGAAAACCCUCCUCCUCUCCUCCCGGCGCACACCGCCCUCCCGACUGACCUCAGCCUACCGCAGCAUGAGCCAGCGAAGGUGGACAAAGCAGGUGGCGAGCAGCAGCCCCCCACGGAAACUGAGGCAGAGCCUCUCGGACAAUUGGAGGACGAGUCAGAGAGCUUCAGCCAAUCACUGAGCAGCCCCUGGGAGCCAAGGCCGUGGCCUGAGGGACGGCAGGUUCUCACCCACCUGGUGGAGGGAUUUGUCAUCCAGGAGGGGCUCCAACCGUUUCCUGUGAACCGCUCAUCCCUGCUGGUUCCAGUGCAGGUGCCCAAACCGCAGGAAGUGAAUGGGACCAAUGGGAAAGCGGCGCUGCCUGUAACGGAAACGAUAAAACAAACUGAGCACUCCACAGACUCGGACGAAGAGGAAGGAGGAGACACGGACGACCCUGGGAGCAGGUCGGGCCACAGAGACCGAACGGUGCUGCACUGCCAGUUCUGCGGGAAGAGGGGCCACGCACACAACUUCAUGCGCUCCAAACGCUUCUGCUCCACUUCCUGUGCACGCGGGUUUAACGUUCGACUGACGAAGCGUCUGCGAGCUCUCAGCGCAGGAAGCCGGUCAGAGAAGCCUCGUCCUGCCCUCAACCGGGCGGAGUCAGUCCCUGGGAAACCCCUGCUGCUGCGGCUGCCUCGUGAUCUGUGGAGCGCCGGUCAGCGGGAGAAAGAUGGAAAAGAAAAAGCGGCGGCGGCAGAAGAGGACGAAGAUGAAGACGAUAUGGUGGGAGGUGGAGGCAGGGAGGAGGAAGACGAUGACGGAGGAGAGGAAGAUCCCGCUGUCGCCAUGACGGCUAGGAUGGAGCGUCGGGCGGCUCGGAGAGCGAGGAGGGCGUCGGCGCCGGCCGUGACCACUUCCACGCCUACCACCACGUUUAAGCCAGCCCCCUCGCAGUGGAGCGUGGAGGAAGUCACCGCCUUCAUCCACACGCUGCCAGGCUGCAGUGACGUAGCGGAGGCUUUCCGGGUGCAGGAGAUCGACGGCCAGGCUCUGCUGCUGCUCACCGAGGACCAUCUGAUGACCAGCAUGAACAUAAAACUGGGACCUGCUCUGAAGAUCUGCGCUCACAUCAACGCACUGAAAAACCAAUGAGAGACAAAGAAAAAGAGAAACAACGUGAGAAAAAGAGAAAGCGUUUAAAAAGGAAGAGGGAAAAAAGGCAAUAAAGACGCGAGGAAACGAGAGAAGUCGGCGGAAGUCAAAAGCUGACACCAAGGAUGACAGAGCAAAGUCACAAAAAGAGAUUUGUGGGAAUUUAUAAUUCAUGAGAUUAUAAAUCUAGGCGUGGCCUUAGCAGAUGGGAGCUGGAGAGGAGUGCGGGAGCAUGACGACACCAGAGUCCAUGAGAAGUCUCACCAGUUUUGGGCCCUCCGACUGUAGCAGGAGACGGGGGGGUUUUGUAACUUUGUGUAUAUUUUACAUGCCGCUGGAGAGUGUACAUUUGAAGCUAUUUGAUGAAGGAUUUUGAACAUUUAAUAUAUAAAAUUUGUCUAUUUAGUUUUUUUAGAACGUGACGUCAGCAACAAAUCUAUCCAGUAGCUAAACAUAACCCGUGUGUGUAAAAGGAAAAAACAAUAAUGCGUAGACUUUGUAAGUGAUUAAUGAAAGUUUAAUGUUUUAUAUCACUAUAUUCUGGACAAAGACAUGUCUGUGUAUUAAAAAAGUCACUAUCAGGGUAGAGGCUGGUGUCUUCAAUCGUCACAUUUUUAUGGUAUCCUGCUUGAAAUUAUUUAAUAAAUGAAUAAUUGAUCAUCAAA
Messenger RNA from Maylandia zebra (zebra mbuna), 6705 nucleotides. RefSeq lists its product as uncharacterized. Gene Ontology annotation, biological process: negative regulation of DNA-templated transcription. The record is from RefSeq and is a predicted model, not a curated record. Lineage: Eukaryota; Metazoa; Chordata; Actinopteri; Cichliformes; Cichlidae. Gene Ontology annotation, molecular function: histone binding; chromatin binding; zinc ion binding. Gene Ontology annotation, cellular component: nucleus; PRC1 complex.